Staurois parvus is the source of this 1386-nucleotide messenger RNA. NCBI's taxonomy places the organism in Eukaryota, Metazoa, Chordata, Amphibia, Anura, Ranidae. The record is from the annotation of a GenBank genome assembly.
CCAUUUCAGUGUUCCAAAUGCGGCAAAGCUCUCAGUACAAAGGCAAACCUUAUCACACACGAGAGGGGUCAUACAGGAGAGAAGCCAUUUCAAUGUUCUGAAUGUGGCAAAGCUUUUACAUCAAAGGCACAGCUUACCAGUCAUAAAUUGGUCCACACUGAAGGCAAACUGUUUCAGUGUUCCGAAUGUGACAAAGCCUUUCUAACAAAGUCGCAGCUUAUCAGACACCAAAGAGCUCACACCGGAGAGAAGCCAUAUCCAUGCCCAAAAUGUGAUAAAGCUUUUACACAGAAAGCACGUCUCAUUAUACACCAAACGGUUCACACCGGAGAGAACCUCCAUCAGUGUUCUGACUGUGGCAAAGCUUUCGCAUGGAAGUCGGCUCUUAUCGUGCACCAGAAGGCUCACCAUUUAAAAAAGCCAUAUUAUUGUUCCGAAUGUGGCAAAGCUUUUACAGCCAAGUCACUGUUUAUCCUACACCGGAGGAUCCAUACUAGAGCUUUUUCAUGGAAAUCAAACCUCAUCACCCACCGAAGAGUCCACAAUGGAGAAAAGCCAUAUCGCUGUUCGGAAUGUAACAAACAUUUUAGAGAGAAGUCCAACCUUAUUAUGCACCAGAGGGUCCACACUGGAGAGAAGCCAUAUCAGUGUUCUGAAUGUAACAAGGCUUUUAGGGUGAAAUCUAUGCUGCUCAGGCACGAGAGGGUCCACACUAAAGCUUUUACAUUGAAGGGAAACCUUAUCAUGCAUGAAAGGAUUCACACCGGAGAGAAGCCGUACAAGUGUUCUGAAUGUGACAGAGCUUUUACGGGGAAGGCUGAGCUUAUCAUACACGAGAGGAGCCACACCGGGGAGAAGCCGUAUCGGUGUCCUGAAUGUGACAAAGCUUUUAAAAGUAAGUCCGAUCUCGCCAAUCACAAGAGGGUUCACACCGGAGAGAGGCCGUAUCCGUGUUCUGGGUGUGACAAAGCAUUUGCAAGGAGGUCAAACCUUGUCAAACACCAGAUGAUUCACACGAGAGAGAAACCAUUUCAGUGUUCCGAAUGCGGUAAAGCUUUUAUAGUGAUGUCAGGUCUUCUCAGACAUAAGAAGGUUCACGCUGGAGGAAAACCGUACAUAGAGAAGCCUUUUCAGUGUUCUGAAUGUGACAAAGCUUUCGCCCAGAAGACACAUCUCAUCAGACACGAGAAGCUUCACACCGGAGAGAAGCCGUUUCAGUGUUUUAAAUGUCAUAAAGCUUUUAUACAGAAGACACACCUUGCCCGACACCUGAAGGUUCACGCUGGAGAUAAAUCAUGUUCUGAAUUCGACAAAGCUUAUCGGGCACUGGAGGGUUCAUCCUCAGCUGCAGUAAAGGAGGAGACUCUAGGAGAAGGAUGGUAUUAA